AUGGCUGUUUUCACAUUCGAGGACCAAACCACUUCUCCCGUGGCUCCUCCCACCCUUUACAAAGCUCUUGUCAAAGACGCUGAUAACCUCAUCCCCAAGGCUGUUCAUUCCUUCAAGAGUGCCGAAAUCGUUGAGGGCAACGGUGGUCCCGGAACCAUCAAGAAGAUCUCUUUCCUUGAGGAUGGAGAGACAAAGUUUGUGCUUCACAAGAUAGAAGGAAUAGAUGAGGCUAACUUGGGAUACAGCUACAGCAUAGUUGGAGGUGUUGCUUUGCCAGACACAGCAGAGAAGAUCACAAUCGACACCAAACUGAGUGAUGGACCGAACGGAGGGUCUGUUGUGAAGCUGAGCAUAAAAUACCACAGCAAAGGAGAUGCUCCACCCAAGGAUGAAGAGCUCAAAGCUGACAAAGCCAAGAGUGAUGUUCUUUUCAAGGCCAUCGAAGCUUAUCUUUUGGCCAAUCCUCAUUACAACUGA
Messenger RNA from Sphenostylis stenocarpa, 477 nucleotides. Lineage: Eukaryota; Viridiplantae; Streptophyta; Magnoliopsida; Fabales; Fabaceae. The record is from the annotation of a GenBank genome assembly.